Messenger RNA from Verticillium nonalfalfae, 3378 nucleotides. RefSeq lists its product as uncharacterized. Gene Ontology annotation, cellular component: cytoplasm. The record is from RefSeq and is a predicted model, not a curated record. Bases 1 to 3378 code for a protein of 1125 amino acids. NCBI's taxonomy places the organism in Eukaryota, Fungi, Ascomycota, Sordariomycetes, Glomerellales, Plectosphaerellaceae. Gene Ontology annotation, molecular function: ATP binding; ATP-dependent chromatin remodeler activity. The transcript has a single exon.
AUGGUCAACGAGCGAGCGCCCCCCAAGGGCCCAGCACGCCCGCUCCAUCACAGCCGAGAGGCCCAGCCCAGCGCCAGCCGCCCCGACAGGCCCGCCUCGUCAGACUUUGACCCCGAUGCCUUGACCGCCCGCUUCGACGCCCUGCGCGUCACACACGGCGCCUCCCCAACCGCCCCGCAGCAGCAGCCCUCGCCAGCCGCCAACUCGGCCGCCAAGAGGGCGGAAAAGACAGGCCCGCCGCCCGUCAGGGCGCCGCCUCCGCCAGCCAGGGCGCCGCGCGACAAGCCCGCCGACAGCGACGACGCCCUGAGCGCCUUCUUCUCCGACCGCCGCGACCCCUUCGGCGCGCCCUCGGCGCAGGGCCGCGGCCACACCUUUGGCCACCCCACCAAGAUGAUGUCGUCCCUCAAGCAAAAGGCCCACGGCAUCUUCAACGAGCGCAGGGCCCGCCCCGAACACCACAGGGAGGACAAGCACAGGAUCAACGUCCCCUCGGUGCCCAUCUACCAGGACCGCAAACCGGAACCCCUCAACCUCUUCCGCUCCAUCGGGCCCGACGCCCACCCCGCCACGUACAAGGGGCCCGGCGGCGGGAGCUUUGGCGAGCCCGACUUCUACACCGACCCCACCAAGGCCACGUCGGACCUCAAGGCGCUGCUGGAAGGCGGCAUGGACGAGGACGAGGACGAGGACGGGGGCCCAGAAGAGAAGAAGCAGAACAAGCCAGGAGACGACAAGGACGGCAAGGACAGCAAGGACGGCAAGGACAGCAAAGACGGCAAGGACGGCGCCCUCGAGGGUCUCCGGGUCAAGCUGCUGCCCCACCAGGUCGAGGGCGUCGAGUGGAUGAAGGGCCGCGAGCUCGGUCCCGUCAAGAAGGGACGCGUGCCCAAGGGCGGCAUCCUCGCCGACGACAUGGGCCUCGGCAAGACGCUGCAGACCAUCGCCCUCAUCCUGAGCAACCAGAAGCCGCCCAAAGACGACAAGGAGAAGGGCUGGAAGAAGCACUUGGAAGGCGUCGAGAGGACGACGCUCGUCGUCGCGCCCCUGGCCUUGAUCCGCCAGUGGGAGGCCGAGAUCAAGGACAAGGUCGAGCGGUCCCACGGUCUCAAGGUGUGCGUGCACCACGGCCCGCAGCGGACCAAGCGCUUCCAGGACCUCGCCAUGUACGACGUCGUCGUCACCACCUACCAGAUCCUCGUCUCCGAGCACGGCCACUCGUCUGAUGCCGAGACCGGCGUCAAGGCCGGCUGCUUCGGGCUGCACUGGUGGCGUGUCGUCCUCGACGAGGCCCACACCAUCAAGAACCGCAAUGCCAAAUCCACAAAGGCCUGCUAUGCGCUUCGCGCCGAGUACAGGUGGUGUCUGUCGGGCACGCCGAUGCAGAACAACCUGGAGGAGCUGCAGUCCCUCAUCAAAUUCCUGCGCAUCCGGCCCUACGACGACCUCGCCGAGUGGAAGGACCAGAUCGAAAAGCCGCUGAAGAACGGCAAGGGGCACAUCGCCAUCCGCAGACUGCACAGCCUGCUCCGGUGCUUCAUGAAGCGACGCACAAAAGACAUCCUCAAGGUCGACGGUGCCCUGAACCCCGGCGGCCAGCCCACCAAGGAGGGCGAGGAGUCGAGCACGGGCUUCAAGGUCACCGAGCGCAAGGUCGUCACGGUCGCCAGCAAGCUCUCGCCCGCCGAGCGCCGCUUCUACGACCGGCUCGAGGCCCGCACCGACGAGAGCCUCGAGCGCAUGCAGGGCAACAUGAACUAUGCCAACGCCUUGGUGCUGCUGCUCCGCCUGCGCCAGGCCUGCAACCACCCCAAGCUGGUGGCGGGCAAGCUCGACAAGGACAAGGACGCUCUGUCGUCGGGGGACGCCUCGCAGAAGAACAACACGGGCGCCGACGUGGACUCGCUCGCCGACAUGUUCGGCGGCAUGGGCAUCGUGGCCAAGACGUGCGGCAUUUGCGGCCGCGACCUCCCGCGUGACGCGCACAAGACGGACCAGGACACGUGCCAGGAGUGUCUCGACGAUCUGGCCUACUUUAACGAGAACGAGACGGCCAAGGACAAGAAGCCCAAGAGCAGAAAGGGCAAGGUCAAGAAGAAUGUCGAGACGGUCAAGAUUGCGUCACCGGUCAAGACGAAAUCGCGAAGGCCAAGGAACCGUCGCACUGUGAUCGACAGCGAUGAUGAUGAUGAAGAAGAAGGAGAAGAAGAGGGCAGCUGGCUCGUCCCUGAGGAUCAGCGAGGCCAACUGCGACUCGGCAAAGCUGGCGGCAAGAAGGAUGAGAAUUGCGAGGGCGGCGGCGAGUGGCUGGGCACCGAAGACUCGUUGCACGAGUCGUCCCGGGCAGACGAGAGCACGCAGCUGGACAGCUUCAUCGUCGACGACGAAAAGCGAGCGGUCAAGGCCGAGGCAGGUUCUGACUCUGAAUCAGACGACAGCUUUGCGUCCGUGGCAGAAAUUGCCUCCCAGGUCCGCGCCGAGAAGGAGGAGCGAACAUCACAAUCGGCAGCAUCCAGCUCGGACGACGCCGACUCGCAGACGUCUUCGGACGAAGACACAGGCAUUGACGAAUCCGAACUGCAGUCAGACGACGACGCGCGCGACCGGCCCGGCGGCCAGGCGACCCAGAUUCUCGCCUCGGCCAAGAUUCGACAAAUGAUGCAGAUCCUGCACAAGGAGGUGCACGAACACAAGUUUAUCAUCUUCUCGCAGUUCACGUCCAUGAUGGACCUCAUCGAGCCCUUCUUCCGCAAGGACGGGCUCAAGUUUACGCGCUACGACGGCGGCAUGAAGAACGACGAGCGCGAGGCGAGCCUCGACCGGCUCAGGAACGACAAGAAGACGCGCAUCCUGCUGUGCAGUCUCAAGUGUGGCAGUCUGGGCCUGAACCUCACGGCCGCGACGCGCGUCAUCAUUGUCGAGCCGUUCUGGAACCCGGUGCGUGCCCCCUCCCUUUGCAGCAGACAGAACAUGGCGGGCGAGUUGCUAACAGAGUGGCAGUUUGUCGAGGAGCAGGCCAUUGACCGCGUCCACCGCCUGACACAGACCAUCGACGUCGUCGUCUACCGCCUCAUCGUCGAGGCGACGGUCGAGGACCGCAUCCUCGCGCUGCAGGAGAAGAAGCGCCUGCUCGCCCAGACGGCCAUCGAGGGCGGCAUGAAGAAGGACGUCAUGAAGUUUGGCCUCCGCGAGAUGCUCGACCUGUUCCGCAGGGACAACCACGCCGCCGACGCCGCCGCCGCCGCCGCGCACGACGUCUCCGUCGCGAGCAGCCGCCGCGAGAGCGUCGAGCCCGAGUCCGAGGGCCGGAGGACCCUCGCGGCGGCCAGGAAGCAGAGGGCGACGCCGGAGCACGAGGUCUACGGACGGCGGUGGUAG